AUGGCAAAUAUCUCCGAAAGGCUCAACAUUUCAGGGCCUAUCCCGACGGAGCCCAGCAGCCAGAACAACGCCAGAGAGAUCACUGAUGUCCAGUCUCUUCCCGCCCGCGAGUACGCCGUCGAGGAGUCUGUCGGCACUACCAUCCACUUCGACGACAACACCGCCGUUGAGAAGCGCGACUCCGAGCUUGAGACCCGCGGCCUCACCCCCAACGCGCGCUUCAGCGCCAACUUCUACCCCAAGUUCCACACCGCCGCGCGCCCCUUUGCCCAGGCCAUCACCAUCGCUGGGCACGCCUACAUCAUGCAGGCCUGGGUUGACCUCCAGAAUCGCAUCAACAUCAUGGUCGAUGCUGCUUUCCCAGGUGUUCCUGCGCCCACUGCUGGCGUUUCGAACAAGCACGCAGCCUUUGCGGUCCUCCCUCACUUGUGGACGCUUGGAACGACUUACUUCGCCCAGGACACCGGCGGCGAGUUUGAGCCCGGCGAUGCCUGGGCUUUCUUCUGGUACCCUUAA
This is a messenger RNA of Colletotrichum gloeosporioides, 516 nucleotides long. RefSeq lists its product as uncharacterized. The record is from RefSeq and is a predicted model, not a curated record. The transcript has 5 exons. NCBI's taxonomy places the organism in Eukaryota, Fungi, Ascomycota, Sordariomycetes, Glomerellales, Glomerellaceae. The coding region runs from base 1 to 516 and encodes 171 amino acids.